AUGAAUUCUUUACACACUGUUAUUAAUUAUACGUAAUUUGAGGAACAUUAUCAAAAAAUAAAAUAAAAUAAUAAAUUUGUUCUUUAUUUUACUGGUACUACAGAUGAAACUACAGGUAGAAAUUGGUGUUCAGAUUGUGAAGCAGCUUAUCCUUUUAUUAAAUCUCAUGUUAUUCCUAAAUGUCAAGAAUUAGCUAUUCCUUUAUUAGAAGUAAAGAAUGGAUUAAGAGAUGAAUGGAAAAAUCCUAAUCAUCCUUUAAGACAUCAUAAAGAUUUUAAAUUAUAAGGAAUCCCAGGUAAUUUCGAAAAAAGUUUAUUGGAAUAACAAAUAACAAAUAAGCAAUUAUUAUUAGAUUUUUUCGAAGAUCUUUGA
Ichthyophthirius multifiliis is the source of this 372-nucleotide messenger RNA. RefSeq names its product thioredoxin-related protein 14, putative. Gene Ontology annotation, cellular component: cytosol. The transcript has 3 exons. Lineage: Eukaryota; Ciliophora; Oligohymenophorea; Hymenostomatida. Gene Ontology annotation, molecular function: protein-disulfide reductase [NAD(P)H] activity. The record is from RefSeq and is a predicted model, not a curated record.